AUGGAUACCCACGACGUCUCCGAUGUUCCGGAGUACCUUGGAUAUCUUCAAACACACAAGGAAAACCUGAAAAGUGCACAAGCCUUCGAGGGCCGUCCAGCAAACCCACAAAAGUCUAAAAAUGAAAUCUUAAUGCAGUUCAAUUUUCGACAAAUGAUGAAUACGAAAACCCCUGCUGGUAAUCCGAUGAAUAUCCGAUCCUCCUUUCUACCGCCCGCCUACCCUCCAUGCGUUAAUUCCCUCAGCAAGCUGAAGAAGAUCAUGAUCAAGAGCCUGCGUCUCGAGACUCAUCAUCGGGGACAGUAUCUCCUCCUGAGAACGGUCACUCGGCCAGAUACGAUCACCGCCGUGAUGGCCAUCGUAGAAGAUGAAGACGGCAGUGUUCUCAUGCUACAGCUCUUCAACCAAGAGCAGGAGCUAUCGAGUGCACAGAGUCUCAGAGAGGGCACAGUGCUUGUUGUGAAAGAACCCUAUGUGAAAGUAAUGGCAGACGGAGACUACGGGAUUCGAGUGGAUCAUCUCUCAGAUGUCUUGUUUGUCCCCGAGUUUGACGACCUCGUUCCCUCAUUCUGGAAAAGAGGUGUCAUACAGGCUGAUGGGAGCGCCUCUUCUUGGAAGGCGAAAGGAAACGAGCAUUUUGGGAAAGGUGAUUAUCGUUCGGCAAUCCAAUACUAUUCAAAGGCUUUGAAGGCCCACCCCUCACAAGAAUUGCUGGUGAUAGCGCAGCUCAACCGUGCCUUUUCCUGUUUGAGAAGUUACCACUUUGACGCAGCGCUGAGAGACGUUGAAGAUGUAUUGCAAGUUUCUGAGCUAUCAGAAAAGGCUCUUUUCAGGAAGGCCCAAGCCCUGUAUCAACUUCGAAGGUUCAAGGAAUCGUCUGAAACUCACGCCAUUCUCGCAAAGAAGUACCCAGAUAGCGCCAUGGCUAUACAUGAGUAUGCACGAGCAACUACCCGACUUAUGGAGCAGGACAGCGGGAAAUACGAGUUCAGGGAAAUGAUACUGGAGGCCAAGAAGAAUCGCCCCCCGAGCCUUGACCGCGGCACCUACAUUGGCCCGGUGAUUGUCAAACAGACUCAAUAUCAUGGGAGAGGACUCUUCACAACAGAGGCGGUUAAGGCAGGCGACCUUUUGUUCUGUGAAAAAGCAUUUUCUCACGCUUUCCACGAUGAAAAUGGCUCACAAGAUCUCCGCCUGUUGAUCAAUGUCAACACGGACAAAGCUACGAUUGGCACUCAAGCGGAGCUGAUUGGAUUGGUUGCUCAGAAACUUUAUAAAAAUCCUUCCCUGCUGCCAGGCUUUGUCGAUCUUCAUCGUGGGACAUACAAAUCAGUGGAUGUCCUUGAAGUCGAUGGACUCCCAGUCGUAGAUACCUUCCUCGUUGAGAGAAUCAUUCAGUUAAACUGUUUCGGGACCCCUCUUUCAUCCCGCGAGAGUCACAUACGCACCAUGAAAGGGGCUGGUAAAACGGCCGCAAAGGCCGAUGGAAAGUUCCAUUCUUCUGGGGUCUGGUUGAUGGCAUCAUUUAUUAAUCAUUCUUGCUUGAGCAAUGCUCGCCGCUCUUUCAUUGGAGACAUGAUGAUCGUUCGUGCUUCAAGGGACCUGCCCCCUGACACAGAACUUACCUUUUGGUAUCAAUCACCCAUGACCCGGGAUCCAGAAGAGUUUCCAGUCGAUCUACAGCACUGGGGCUUCAAAUGCGAUUGCCCAAUAUGCCACGAGGCACAAAUUGCAGGCAAUAGUGUUUUAUCAAACCGACACAGAAUUUCGGCCGACAUUGAAAGAUUAUUUAAGACAUCGGAGAUGAACUUGCGAAAGAUUGAAGACAAAACUUCCAUGCUCGCAGGCACAUAUAGCCGACCAGAUUCUGAAGUCCCUCGUCUUGCACUGUACUCACCAUAUCUUUCUCUUGCUGUGGUCUACGCUUCACGUCGCGAACUCGAAAAGGCUGUGGAAUUUGGAUUGAAGAGCCUAAAGUCGCUUGGCUUCGUCAUCAAAGGUGGAGAAAGCCCUCGUGUCUCAGAUGCUCCAUUGAUUGUUGAAAGAUGGGGCCUGAUGACUGAAGGCGUUGUGGGAUGUUGGAUGAUUCUGUGCUUUGCAUAUCGGGAUCUCGCACCUUCUCUCGCGUCUCAAGCCGAGGGAUAUGCCAGAGUCUCCUACAUAAUCUGCGUCGGCGAAGAUGAGACUUUUGGUCAAACAUACAACAGGCGAUCAAAUCGGGUGGAUGGCUUUCUGACUACCGCAAAGUAG
Messenger RNA from Penicillium soppii, 2250 nucleotides. RefSeq names its product TPR domain protein. The coding region runs from base 1 to 2250 and encodes 749 amino acids. NCBI's taxonomy places the organism in Eukaryota, Fungi, Ascomycota, Eurotiomycetes, Eurotiales, Aspergillaceae. The record is from RefSeq and is a predicted model, not a curated record. Gene Ontology annotation, molecular function: protein binding. The transcript is spliced from 3 exons.